CUCCACCCCCGGUUCUGAGCCUCCAAAAUCAUUUAAAAGACGCUUCUCAGCCCUCUCUCAAACAGUCAGCACUCCUUCAGGCAUCGAGCAGUGAAAGAGUCCAACUGAGCAAACGCAACCGAGCAAAUUCGUUUGAAUUUGAUAAACUUGAGCAACUUCUUUGCCAUCUACAGGCCACUACUACUACAACUUGAGUUGUUUUCCCCGUUCAUUUUCUUUUUCUCGCGUUGAAGCAACAAGAGAAUAGCAUUCAGCAUGUCUCUCCACAGCAACAUCCUCCGCAUCGGAUGCAAAGCCCUUCUGGCCGAUGUGUCCUCGCCUUUUCUGCUGAGGACCAACUCGCUCCACAAGACAGCCACCAGUGGCUCACUACGUGUCGCCGCGGAACACGACGCGGAUAAUUUGGUGCCUCCUGCGAUGGAGGUGGGAGAAACGGAGAAGGCAGUUCGAGUGAAGCCCCUGAAGGAGAUGCCGGGACCCAGCGCCAUCAGUAAUCUGAUUGAGUUCUUUUAUCGGGACGGCUUCUCCAGGAUCCACGAAAUCCAGAUGGAUCACUCGCAGAAGUACGGGAAGAUUUUCAAGUCUCGCUUCGGGCCGCAGCUGGUGGUGUCGAUCGCGGGCCGUGACCUGGUGGCGCAGGUGUUGCGGGCGGAAGCGGCCGCCCCGCAGAGGGCCAACAUGGAGUCCUGGAAGGAGUACCGCGACAUCAGGGGCCGCUCCACCGGCCUCAUCUCAGCGGAGGGUGAUGAUUGGCUGAAGAUGCGGAGCGUGCUGCGCCAGCUGAUCAUGCGUCCGCGUGACGUGGCGGCCUUCUCGGAUGACAUCAGCGGCGUGGUGGUGGACCUGGUCAAGCGCAUCAGGCAGCUCCGGACCGAGCAGCCGGACAAACACACCGUGCUCAACAUCAACGACAUGUACUUCAAAUACGCCAUGGAGGGCAUCGCGUCCAUCCUGUACGAGACCCGUCUGGGCUGCCUGGAGGACAGCGUGCCCAAGACCAGCCAGGAGUACAUCGCCGCGCUCAACCUCAUGUUCAGCUCCUUCAAGACCACCAUGUACGCCGGCGCCAUUCCCAAGUGGCUCCGCCCCCUCAUUCCCAAGCCCUGGGAGGAAUUCUGCAGCUCCUGGGACGGACUCUUCAAAUUCAGUCAGAUGCACGUGGACAAGAAACUGGCGCAGAUCAGGAACACCGUGGCCCGCGGGGAGCCAAUCAAGGGAGGCCUUCUCACACACAUGCUCGUCACCAUGGAGAUGAACAAGGAGGAGAUCAUCGCCAACAUGACCGAGAUGCUGUUGGCUGGAGUUGACACGACCUCCUUCACGUUGUCGUGGGCAACGUACUUGUUGGCGCGGCACCCUCAGGUGCAGCAGCAGAUCUUCGCGGAGGUGAGGCAGACUCUGGGGGACAGGAUACCCACGGCUAACGACGUCCCCAACCUGCCCCUCGUCCGAGGCCUGGUCAAGGAGACGCUCAGACUUUUCCCUGUUCUUCCUGGAAACGGUCGCAUCACCCAGGACGAUCUGGUCGUGGGCGGAUACUUCUUACCCAAAGGGACUCAGCUCGCCCUGUGCCACUUCUCCACCUCGAUGAGCGAAGAGAACUUCCCCGGGGCCGAUGAGUUCCGCCCGGAGCGCUGGAUCCGGAAAGAUCAGACGGAUCGAGUUGAUAACUUCGGCUCCAUCCCCUUCGGUUACGGAAUCCGCAGCUGCGUCGGCAGGAGGAUAGCCGAACUGGAGAUGCACCUUGCUCUCACUCAGAUCGUCCAGAACUUCAGCAUCGAGGUUUCACCCGACACUGACGACAUCAAGGCCAAGACCCACGGCCUCCUCUGCCCGGGUGGCCCCAUCAAUCUGAAGUUUGUGGACAGAGUGUAAACCUUAAUACUGUCCUUUUUGUGUAUAUAUAUAUAUCUAUACGACGGAGUGUACUUUGACCAGGCGUACGAAAAACCCACUCAACUUGGCUUAGAGAGUUUCUGAGCCACUGAGCAUUGGGUUUUAUAUCAAUUCAAGCUUGCUCAGACACAUCUGGCCAGUCUAUACGGUUACAUUCAGAAACAUUUGGGUACUGUGGCUUUUCUGCACCUAGCUGCUGUUAGACAGGACUUAGGUGACACCGGGUCCAUAAUACUGUAGUUUGAUGGACAUGAUACAAUGUGUUGUGUCAUUGAGGUCAUAGUCAUGUCAGAGAUGCAUCAUGUAGUCUGAUGUCUUCUGCUAUGGCCAUGAACUGUAGAAGUUAAAGCAUUUGCCGGCCCACAGUCUCACUCUGCUGGUCAAUGUUUCUGUAUUUCAAGAUGUGUUUUAGACCAAAUAGCCACUGAGGCAAACAAUUUUAAAAUGUCUUUUCAAUCUACAGUUGUGACAAGCACUCUCUGGUGAAAUGAAAACAGCAUUUUUUUUUUAACAGAUAUAAAUAGGUUUUGUAUUGAAAUGCUUUGUUACCAUUGGCUAUUUAACACUACGACAUUCUACAUGCCUGUUACAGUCUUAGGAGAAUGCACCACCUAGUGGUCAGAAUCUCCUUAUGUUUCACAUUUGUAAACAACCACUACUGUUUGUGCAUUUGUUUUUAUAUUCAGUGACAUCAAAUAAGCAUAUGUGUGAUCAUAAAUGAUCCUUUGAUGAUGUUUGAACUAGAGAUAUUUAGUUCUCAAUUUUAUUUGUUCUAUAGUUAUAUUUGUCAAUGCCCUUAAGUUACAUCAAAGUGGGGAGAUGUGGAGUUGCCAAUGUAUAUGUUGGAUAAGAGAUGGUUAUGUUGGAGCUAGCUUGCUGCAAAGGGAUUCAGGCAUGUUGUUGGCUGUGCGGUAGCCUUUCUUGAAUGUGCUGCCAAGUGAGGUUACGCUGUUGUGUGGGGACUAAACAGUCUGGAAGUGAAGUAUGUCAAGACCUCUUGGUGUAACCAAUUUUAUUUAUUUUUUCCUGUAAUAUUAUACACCUUUCUGCCUUACCUGUAUGCCUUAUUUCAUUCUGCUGAAGCUUUUAACUGCUUAGAUGGAUGUGUGGAAAAUGUGUGUGGUUAAAUUAACUGUAUCCUUUUAAACCUCAUGAAUGAUUGUAUGAUGUGCAACUGGACUGUAAAAGUGUUCAUAAUAACGUAACUGUGUGCUUUUUAACAGUAUGCAUUGCACUUGCUGUAGAGGUGAUGAAACUGUAUAACUUAAUAAACAGGGUACUCUCUGAUUGCCAAUA
Molecule: messenger RNA, 3192 nt
Organism: Sardina pilchardus (European sardine)
Lineage: Eukaryota; Metazoa; Chordata; Actinopteri; Clupeiformes; Clupeidae
Gene: cyp27c1
Product: cytochrome P450 27C1
Exons: 9
Coding region: 256-1875 (539 amino acids)
Biological process (GO): cellular response to peptide hormone stimulus; cortisol metabolic process; glucocorticoid biosynthetic process
Cellular component (GO): mitochondrial inner membrane
Molecular function (GO): heme binding; oxidoreductase activity, acting on paired donors, with incorporation or reduction of molecular oxygen; monooxygenase activity
Source: RefSeq, a predicted model, not a curated record